UGGGCAAAUCCGCGCUAGUGGUCGCGGCCACCGAAAAAGGCUUUCCGGCACACCUCGGUGACAGCGGGUCCAUCCUCCAUCCUUUUUUGCCUCGACACCUUGCCGCCGCCCAUGAAGUAGCGACUUUCCUAGGGAAUUCCAAACUACAAACAUGGCCGACAAGCUUCGAACCCAGCAGGAGCUCGAGCGGCUCCAGGCCAAGUACAUCGGCACCGGCCACCCCGACACGACGAGCUGGGAGUGGAAAACCAACAUCUUCCGCGACACGUACUCGAGCAUCAUCGGGCAUCCGCCCCACGCCGCGUACCUCGCGCUGGCCCAGAACGAGCCCGUCGCCAAAGUCCGCGCGCAGCUGAUCCGGAAAAUGGUCCAACCGUGCGGUCCGCCGCCGCCGCGGGAGGGCGAAGAGCCCAUGCGCCUGCCUUGAGAAGGCGCCCGGUCGCGAGGGGCGUGGGCGCGUGUUAUGAGCUGGAGUGGGACGGCUUGAGUGGGCGCCUGGAGGGACUGAGAUGUUCCCUGCGCAGCCAGCCACAGCUACCGACAACUACACUGUAUUCGGGCAUUUGAGGGAAUACGCGGAAGUUCCACACUUGCAAAGGACAUCUCAAGGGCUGGAUGCUAGGAAUACCAAGGGAUACAAGUGUUGUGUCAUUAUAUGCUCGUUACGCAUGUCGACCUGUGAUUCAAGGCCGACUCUCAUGAUACCCAUGACAGUAUAAUACAGGACGACUCUCAUGAUACCCAUGACAGUAUAAUACAGGAC
Molecule: messenger RNA, 763 nt
Organism: Phialemonium atrogriseum
Lineage: Eukaryota; Fungi; Ascomycota; Sordariomycetes; Cephalothecales; Cephalothecaceae
Product: splicing factor 3B subunit 5/RDS3 complex subunit 10
Exons: 3
Coding region: 152-427 (91 amino acids)
Biological process (GO): mRNA splicing, via spliceosome
Cellular component (GO): precatalytic spliceosome; U2 snRNP
Source: RefSeq, a predicted model, not a curated record